GCCUUAUCACUACUAGGAUUAUUCAUAACAGAAAAAUAUAAAUGGAAGUCAACAAAAUGAGUUCGGCAAAUGGAUAGAUUUUAAAUAUAUUAUCAGAUAAAAGUAACCAUAAUGUUCAACAUGGUUUGUAAAGGAAAACUCAUCAAUAAGGCGUUGUAUACAACGCUGAUGGUUGUGAUCACUCUCCAGUUACUAAGCACACUGGAGAGACAAGUGUUUGAUUUUCUAGGAUAUAUGUGGGCCCCUAUCAUUGCCAACACAGUUCAAAUCAUCUGUUGCAUACUCGGGAUAUUUGGAACAUAUCAGAUGAAAGCACAAUUUGUAGUAGUGUAUUCAACAUGGUCAUUAAUGUGGCUAGGAUGGAAUAUUUUUGUUAUCUGUCUUUACUUAGAAGUCGGUGUUCUUAAUAGAAACAGAGAUCUCUUCAUUUUAACCAUUGGUACAAAGAACAAGAGCUGGUGGCUGGAGCAUGGAAUUGGAUGUAAGAUCACAAAUGACACCUGGAUGAGCGAAAAUCCAGUCAAGACCAGCAGACUCAUCCCUCCGGAGGAAGCAGUGGAGGGCUGCCUUCUAGAUUACUACUACGUGGAGGUCAUCCACGCGGGAGUCCAGUGUCUGUUGGCUUUGAUUGGAUUCACUUCAUCAUGUGUUAGCAUAUCUGCAUUUAAGGAAGAAGAAGAGAGUUGUAGAGAAAAAAUUCUAUACUUCCCUGCACCAUCUUCAGCAAACGAUGAAUUAGAAUUUGUCAAAAUGUACUCCAACUCCUCCCCCUCCCGACGUCGGUACCAGAGUAACGACAAUAUGACCCUGUCCUACGACAACCCAGCCACUGAGUUCCCCACCCUGGACCGCCCGCCCAGCUACGAGACCAGCAUGAGAGAGAGCACCACAGUCAAUGACCACUACGGUGCAGACCGGCGCAGUGUACGCAGCGUGCGCAGUGUCAGAAGUAAGGCCAGCAAUAAAUCAAAGACAAAGAAUGAGCGGCGCGAGGAACUGCCGUGGGUACAGAUUACCCCCUCAGCAAACAGCAUAGACCAGCCAUUCCGGCACUACCCCUAGCAACAACGUCCAAUCUAGAUCUUAUUUAAUAUUGGCAUUGCAUUUUUUUUUCUGAUGUAGCAGAUACUUUACCAACUGAAUUCCAUUAUGUGUUUAUGAAUUAUGAUGAAAUACUUAAUUAGAAUGCAAUGAAAAUAUUUUGUAUGUGGACAUUUGGAAGGAAUUCAUUCGAGUGGGAUCUUAGUGAUUUAACAUGCUUCAGUGAAGUUUGUUGUGUGUGCUCUAUUACCUUGUGAAUUGUCAAUGCAAAUAUGGAUGUUUUUAUUGUAUACAUGUAUAUGCCAUGAUAUUAUUACAUGUACAUGUACUUAUAAUACCUAGAAAUAAGUACAUGUAUAUCUGAGGUAUGCUAGGCUGUAUGUAGCUUUGAUUUUAUUGUGAAAAUAUCGAGCAGUAUGUGUUCCUACAUCGUCAGACCCCUCAGGUUUCCUAUGCGUUACACUGAAAGCAGUGUAACGGAUAGAAAACCCUUGGGUUUCGACG
Molecule: messenger RNA, 1545 nt
Organism: Magallana angulata
Lineage: Eukaryota; Metazoa; Mollusca; Bivalvia; Ostreida; Ostreidae
Product: sodium/potassium-transporting ATPase subunit beta-1-interacting protein 3-like
Exons: 7
Coding region: 112-1062 (316 amino acids)
Biological process (GO): regulation of sodium ion transport
Source: RefSeq, a predicted model, not a curated record